This is a messenger RNA of Ustilaginoidea virens, 495 nucleotides long. RefSeq lists its product as uncharacterized. NCBI's taxonomy places the organism in Eukaryota, Fungi, Ascomycota, Sordariomycetes, Hypocreales, Clavicipitaceae. The record is from RefSeq and is a predicted model, not a curated record. The transcript has a single exon. The coding region runs from base 1 to 495 and encodes 164 amino acids.
AUGACCGCUCAUCCCGAGUCAAACCCCCUCGAAAAGCUGACCAUUUCCCUCAGCCAGCCAAAUGCCUCGCCCCCGACAGUGAGGGUCACGGUCACCAACCGCAACGCGUAUCCCGUCACCAUUGUCUCUUACGGAUCCCCCCUGGAUGAGAUUGCUCUGCCCCUGGGGCUGCUUCACAUCACCCCGUCGGGCGCAUCCAAGUGCCUCGACCUCAACGUGAUCAGGGGGUCGAGGAUCUGGCCGCCAGAGCCGCAUCACCUCAUCGGCCUGCGGCCCGGGGAGAGUGGCACGAAUGACGUGGUUCUGCAGGCACCAACCGUCCCGAUGCAGCACGUCGGCAAGGGAGCAACAGUCUUCUUGCAGGGGAAGUGGAUUGGCGUGUUUCCGCGCACCAAGCACGAGCUGACAGCGUCGGACCUGAACCACAUGUUCUCGCAGCCAGGGAGUUUUCGGGGCCGCUUUAGGUCUGAGAAUCUCGAGAUAGCCAUUGAGUAA